AGCCAAUUGAACAAGUACUGCAUUGCUAUUUGUCACCAUUCUUAUCGCGUAGCCAACGAGCAUUGGCUCAUGUCGCUGCGGUCCUGCCCAAGUAGGAUCUUGUCAUCGAUAUUAUGUACAGCAGGUGUGCCUGUACUCAUGGCAAAAGCCUGCUGUUAUUGGCAUCACGCAACGUGCAGCUGCUUGUCAUUCGCUCGGUGCCCGUAUCAUGAUGUUCGAUGCAUCAUCAAAGAUCAGUGCGCACCAAGGCAAUCAAAAGUAUGCAUAACGAUAGAUGUAGGAUUAGGCGGAUGCUGUUCGUGCACCUGUGCAUCACAUGACCCUUGGGCGAGGAAAAAUAAUCAAGAACGGCUUGAUUUUCACAAGAGUGCACGUUGAUACUUGGUCCUGCUAGCCGGUGAGCUGAUGUGCUUAAUUUGCAGUGGCGCUCUCUUGUCGGCUUACUUCCCGUUCCACAAGUCACCAUUUAUAAAUUAUGCCGGGCUUCGCUUCCGAUACUUUU
Molecule: messenger RNA, 502 nt
Organism: Microdochium trichocladiopsis
Lineage: Eukaryota; Fungi; Ascomycota; Sordariomycetes; Xylariales; Microdochiaceae
Exons: 1
Coding region: 70-378 (102 amino acids)
Source: RefSeq, a predicted model, not a curated record